UGAUCAGGAUUUGGCUGCACCAAAUCAAACUGUCAAAACAAAAGAGCUGAAUGAAGCCAGAAUGUUUUCCCCAAAACUUGUGUCCAGCUGAGUCUAUCUGAAGUUCUUACAUCCUUGUAGAAGGAAUUCGAUGAAGUACGUUUCAAGGCGAGUAAGUAGCAAUUCUCAUGGAUGACUCCUUGCGAGCCAGUGGCCGAUUGGCCAAUUCUGAACUGAGAUGUAAAAACAAGUGUGGUUUCUAUGGCAACCCCAUGUGGGAUGGCUACUGUUCAAAGUGCUACAAGGAGCUCAAGGAACAUAGUCCAGCCACCCAGCGUCAUUUUGCCGCUGCGGACUUUGUUGGCGAUGCCGCAGCCCAAGUUGCUGGUGGGUAUUCAUCUCCUGUGUCGACGGUAUCAUCACCAACGUCAUUAGGCGCUCUUGAUAUGGCAUCACCAUUGACCUCAGUGCCUGGUACUAUGGACAGCAGUAGCAUAGCCACCGCCACCACCACCACUAGCAUACAUCAUACAGGUGAUAGGAUGCCACUUGCAACGGUGGACAGCAGCAGUGCAGCGAGAUCCAGCCCAUCUUCCUCUCCGACAACGCUGCGUGCCAAGCUCACUCAGGCGAGCAAACGCUCGUCUCCGAGUUCGUUGCGCACAUCCUCCAUGCCGGUGCUUAAGGACAGUAGGGUGGGCCUGGCUUCUACAGGGCGCAAGUCAUCACCCAGCAUUGCUCAUGCUAAAGCCAGUGCAGCAGGCAGCUCCCUGGCCAGGACCAGCAGUGGCCCUAAUUCUGCUGAAAGUGCCAAUGCCAGUGGCUCCAGUGGCUCAUCUUCUGUGUUGGGAUUUGGCAAGUUUGAAGAAAAGAAACGUUCUCAGCAGCAGGGCAAGAAAGGAAUACGCCUGUUCAACAAGCAGAAGCAAGUUAAGGAUGCUACAGAUUCCAUAGCAGUGUCUUCUGAAACUGCACCACAGAACACAGAACGUACCAAAGCUGCAGCAGAGCUUAAUGAUCUUUUGAAGACAAUGAAGAAAGCUGUCGGUCAGGACGUGACCUUGCAUAUGAAGCAGUUAAUUCGUCGUAUAAUGCACGAUGGCAAGCCUAAUACCACCAGCCAAGCCCAAUCAGAACUUGUACAGGAGUUCUAUGAGUGGUUUGAGGGUCGCAUGCAGACACAGGCCGCAUAUCGUGGUGUAACACAAGACCAACAGAAGCAGAUCAUGGAGCACAUUGAGUCCUACCUCAUGGCAUGUGUCUACACUGCGGUGUGGGGUAGCCGUGACAGUGAAGACGAAGAGAAAGAUCGGAAGUUAUCUCAGCGUCUUCGCCACUUACAGUGGGUAUCCCCGUCUCACCUGGAGAUUGAGAAUGUCAUGGCCAGCACCAAGGCAAUGACUUGCUUACAGCGUGCCCAACACGAACUGCUGAUGAUGGACAGUCGGCGAACACCAGCAGAGAAACUGCGCCGUGUCACGCAGUGCUGCAUGCAAAUUUUCAAUGCACUAACUCAUGCCACCAACGGCACACCGGCAAGUGCUGAUGACUUCCUUCCAGUUCUCAUCUAUGUUGUCCUGCAAGCCGCUCCACCCAGGAUGAACUCCAAUAUACAGUACAUUUCUCGUUUCUCGUAUCAGAACAAUUUACUCUCCGGCGAGAGUGGAUACCACUUUACAAAUCUUUGUUGUGCUGCAGCAUUUCUAGAGAAUGCUAGUCCGGAGCAGUUACAUGUUACGCAGGAUGAGUUCGAUGGUAUGAUGAGUCACCAUCAGAAGAAGACAGCAGUUGCUACUGGUGCUGUGGACGAAGUAGACGCGUUUACACUGCGCGAGCAAUCUCCGGCUCUGCAGUCAUUACAUCAAUCUUUGCAGCGCUUGAUUGGGCUGACUCAUCGUCAGGACAAACAGAUUGAAGAGUUCCAGCAGCUAAAGAAGGACUUUGCCCUCUUCCGUGCCAAUGUAGUAGCACAGGUGGAUGAAGCCCUGAAGCCGAUGGCACCACCACCACCAGCUGUCAAGGCCACGGAAUCAGACGUGUAGGAUUUAUAACUGCUAGGACUACCUGGGGUAAACCAUUCUUGUGUGUGCUUGUCUGUAGUUUUGCUUGUCUGUAGUUUUGUAAAUAUUGCACAUAUGCUUGCUUGCUGCCUUUCUUGCUUUUCCGCUGUCAACUGUAAAUAUUUUAUCGAAAUUGUGAAUGUGUAAAUAUCCCAUAUCCAUAUCAAAAUACGCACAUUUUUUUAUUACACUUUUACAUCCCUGAGUUACCAGUAACUUGGCUACAGGUCCAUGUAGGUAUAAAUUCUUUUUUAUCCUUUCAAAUUCUGAAUGGUGCCUUACUAUCUAUAUUUGUUUGAACAUCUGUAAUUUAAAACAAAAAUGCUACUUUUUCGCAAGUUGUCCGGUCAGGGACCGUCUGAAUAAACGAAUACUACACACAAA
Molecule: messenger RNA, 2423 nt
Organism: Sycon ciliatum
Lineage: Eukaryota; Metazoa; Porifera; Calcarea; Leucosolenida; Sycettidae
Product: rab5 GDP/GTP exchange factor-like
Exons: 14
Coding region: 168-2021 (617 amino acids)
Biological process (GO): vesicle-mediated transport
Cellular component (GO): endocytic vesicle; cytosol
Molecular function (GO): guanyl-nucleotide exchange factor activity; DNA binding; zinc ion binding
Source: RefSeq, a predicted model, not a curated record